Messenger RNA from Xenopus laevis (African clawed frog), 2992 nucleotides. It is a transcript of the gene vsig8.L, whose product is annotated as V-set and immunoglobulin domain containing 8 L homeolog. Bases 159 to 1316 code for a protein of 385 amino acids. The record is from RefSeq and is a predicted model, not a curated record. Lineage: Eukaryota; Metazoa; Chordata; Amphibia; Anura; Pipidae. The transcript has 7 exons. Gene Ontology annotation, cellular component: bicellular tight junction; adherens junction; basolateral plasma membrane.
ACUGGGUGCUGGAGUGUACAGGUGUGUCACAGUGUGUGUCACAAGCACCCAAACCCGUCGUGCCAGUUUCACUGUUGUUCUACCUGCUGAGCUGAGACUUCUUCAUUCUGUUAUUGCUGUCACUCUGGACUGGACUGCAGCUACAUUGAAUAACCACCAUGGAAGAACGGAGGAUCUCGGCUCUACUACUUCUCGCCAUCAUGCCCGCUCUUCUGUCUGCCGUGACCAUCAACGAACCCAGCACUGAGACAAUAUAUAAAGCCAAGGGGGAUUCUGUAACUCUGAAGUGCAUCUACACCCUGGAUCCCUUGGAAACUGGAAGCCUGGACAUUGAGUGGGCCCUGAUGAACCCGGAUAGCACAGGGCUGGACCAAGUGAUACUCAUCUUUAUGGACAAUAGUGUUAUCUCCAAAGGACCCCCAGAGCUGAUGAGGCGAUUGUCAUUCAGUGCCACAGAUCCCAGCAAAGGGGAUGCUUCUAUCACUAUCAACUACCUUGAGCCCUCAGACUCUAGAACCUUCCAGUGCAAAGUCAAGAAGAACCCUGGGGUGGCCUCUCGAAAAAUUUCUCUCAUAGUCCAAGUGCCACCUACCAAUCCUAAUUGCUGGAUCGAUGGAGAACAAGUCAAAGGGAAAGACGUGACGUUGAAGUGUCGUGCAGAUGGAGCAACUACUCCUCUCAGUUACAAAUGGGACAAGAUUACGGGACCUACAAACCCUGCCACACCUCCUUUAAACAUGGGAUCUGUGAAUGGAGAUCUGCUGAUCAAGAACAUAUCUGAUGUGUAUGGUGGUCAGUACCGAUGCACCGUCGUGAAUUCAGUAGGCAGUGGUCAGUGCGUUGCAAAUCUCUCCAUUUCAGCAGCAACUAAUCGUGCUGGUGUUAUUGCUGGCGCUGUCAUUGGCGCCCUGUUACUCUUCCUGCUUCUCCUGCUGCUCAUCUGGUGCCUUAUCUGCUGCUGCAACAAGAAACGCUAUGAGAAAGAGAUCGCCAAUGAUAUCAGAGAGGAUGUGGUUGCUCCACCAAGUAACACCAAUAGCCGCUCCACCAGCGUACGCACAGCGGCAGGUUACACGCCACACAACAUCAGCUACUCCCUGAGAAAAGCCUACAGUGCAACCCCUACAAAGGAUAUCAAGACACCAUCUGAGACCAGCAGUAACCCCAUCAAACUCAGAGUGGAGAGUCCACCGCCGACUCCAGAGCCAGUUUUCAUUGUGCCUGAGACCUCUCGCCACACUCCAUACAACCUCCAAAGAGCAGGAGGAGUUCCAGUGAUGGUGCCUGCAACAAGCUGGGAAGGGUUCAUUGUCUGAAAGUGAUGGUCCUUAGAUCCAGGUGAUCACAUGUUUAGAACCUUGACACAAUGGACACAUUUUAGUUCAAUGAAUGAAGACCAAAAUACUCACCUUUCUUUUGGGGUACUAGAUAUUACAAUGAGCACACAUUUAUUGAACCUCCUUGGACAUUUUGCAACUAGCUACAACCAAGUGGACAAGAGCUUCUGCAAUGUAUAGAUACUUCUACCACAAUUUCCUGUAUGUGUCCAGGUGAACACUAAUGUGGAUGUUAAAGAGUUCUUUGUGGGUUGGGGGCAUUGGUUUUUCCAUAUGAAGAAUUAUACAAACCUGUAACUCUGAUUUCACAAGACCUUUAGAUAAUGAUAAAAUGCCGUCAAUGAAUAUCUCAGGAAUUAGCCAUGGCAGGCACUAAACUAUGGGUCUUCAUCAGAAGACUUCUCACUCACUGUAAAUAAAUGUACUUUGUAGAUGUAUAUAUUUAGGUACAUGCAGAAUGAAGUGUUCUCAACAUGUUUUUAUAAUGUAAAAUACAGGGGAAACAUUAAUGGGGCAAUAUAAUAUACAUUUAUUAAUUAGUUACACCUCUGAAAGUGGGACAUUGUAAUUUGUGCGGUGUUUGGUGGGGCUUGAGACCAUAUCAUGGGUGUGUCUAGCUGGGGUGGACAUGGCUGGGUGUAUCAGGAACAAGCAAAAUAUCAAAAAAGCUCAGAUAGAGCUUGAGCUAGAAGUAUAUUUUGGUUAUUUAUUAACAGUAAAGUCUUUGUCUUAUGAACCAUGGAAACCACACAACUGGGGGAAACCUUAGGAUAAUCCUACCUCCCUGGUUUUUCAGAGCAUCUGCAGGAAAACAAAAAAGUAUUUAGCUGAAUUCUCCCUCCCAGGUAAGGCACUAUAGAGCUCAUUAUCUCUUUAUAAGAUACAUUUACUGUUUUAAAGGGAAGGGAGUAAGAAUAAAACAAAACUGUUAUCCUUUAGCCCUUUAAAAUACACUAUUUUAGAACAUAUUUUCAGUGCAUAUCAUAGUGGUUUUCAUCAUGUUGGCGUAUAUUGGAGUAUAUUCUUCCUCAACUGUGUUAUUGAAACUAAAUGUACCAAAAUAAUCAUUGUGUGACAUUAAUGACCAUGGAGGGGCUGGGCUGCCACUUGUGGGUCCCAGCCAAGUUCAGCUCUGAUCAGCCUCUUCUUAUUUCUACAAUAAUAAAUGACAACUAUCAUAUUUAUUGUAGUCUUCUUCUAGUAAAUUCUAAGCUCUGAGGUUCAUGCAUUUCCCCAAUAAUUAGCAAAGUUGAAUAUGCUUCCUUAAAGGGACGACAGAACAACUGUAAUUAUUCCCUAGUGUCCUGUUCCUCGUGACUUACCCAGCCCAGGGUCUGAAAACUGAUGGCAUAAUCCAUAGAAGUGUUCUACUGAACUAACUAGGGCAACAGCUAAAGGGUCUCAGUUUGGACAUCUCUGCUCUAAAUUCUAGAAACAUUUAAUAUCUCAGUUAUACCAUUCCAUGGGGAGUCCCUGGCUGUGAGAGCCAACCCCAGCUGAAGCUGUAAAUGCUGCCUUAGCAAGCUACGUAAUACAACUGUGUAUCCAUAUCAACGUAUUUUAUCUAUAUAUAAGCUUACUUUGUAUUUUUAAUGUGUAUGUGUUGUUUUUUAGUUGUUUUUCCCUUUGACAAAUAAAAUAUUGUAUUUUGGGUA